AUGACUACCCGAGGGGAUUAUUUCGUAGACACCUCGGCCGUAACAGACGAGGCCGCAAAGGAUGCUAUGGUACUAUCUGGGGCUGUUAGCCCCGAUCCCCUACUCCAGGGAGGACCCUCUACACAAACUAGGUCAACGGGUAAACGCUCUGCUCAAGCCCAGUUUACGAGGUCCAUGCAGGAGUUUUUGGAUACCCAUGAGGCACAAAUGAGGUAUCUUGGUACAGCUGGACAGGCCGUUUGGCAGCAGCUACAAAACCUUCAGGAACAAGUGCAGGGGAGUGGGCAAAUUCUGGAUAAGAAAGCACGGCAAGAAGCCAUUGCCCAGAAGCAACAUCUCGAAUCGCUCUUUGAGCUCGUCGAAAAUAACCAACUGUUGGAGGCGGAACGACAGCUGAGAGUUGCAAGAGAAGAGCGAGAACAGGAGAAAAGGGAACAACGGGAGCUGUUGGUGCAAUUCAAGCAGUCUGAUGACGUCAGAAACCAACGGAUAGCCGAGAUGGAGGAACGACUACGACAACAUAUGUCGGUAGCACCCUCCAUGGUUAGUGCUCCCUUAGAUCCUAAUGCUCCCCAAGCGGUUCCUGUUGGCAACGGUAAGAAACCUGAAAAUGCUGGCCCAGUAGGAGGAAACGCUGGUCCAGUAGGAGGAAAUGGAGGCAGGCAACCGGAAGACGCCGGCCCAGUGCGGGGCAAUAGUGGCAGAGGACCGGUGGGAGCUGCUCCAGUUGGCGGAAUGGUGGAAAUCAACCUCCUUGAAACCCACCAAGAGGAAAUUGAAUGGUCGCAUGGCCGGAAGAAUUGGAGAAUGAACCGAGGCGGAAACCGGAAUUCGGCGCCGCCUGAAGACGACGAGAUGGUAGAUUCACUCGCCAAAAUACCUGUGAGGGAUGCGUACCAGACCACAAGAGUACACUACGCGGAGCUCAGAGUUCGGCUAACAGCUACAAAGGUAGAAGUCUCCAAGAUCUCUUCAGUCAACGUCGAGUAUGAUUCUCCUUGA
Morchella sextelata is the source of this 1002-nucleotide messenger RNA. RefSeq lists its product as uncharacterized. The transcript is spliced from 3 exons. Lineage: Eukaryota; Fungi; Ascomycota; Pezizomycetes; Pezizales; Morchellaceae. The coding region runs from base 1 to 1002 and encodes 333 amino acids. The record is from RefSeq and is a predicted model, not a curated record.